Ailuropoda melanoleuca (giant panda) is the source of this 540-nucleotide messenger RNA. RefSeq names its product cell wall protein DAN4. The record is from RefSeq and is a predicted model, not a curated record. The annotation marks the transcript as partial. The transcript has a single exon. Lineage: Eukaryota; Metazoa; Chordata; Mammalia; Carnivora; Ursidae.
CUUCCGAUCUUCGCCUCCAUAGCCACCUCGGUCUCCUCCGUAGCCCCCACCUCGGUCUCCUCCAUAGCCGCCACCACUCCUGUCUCCUCCAUAGCCUCCACUUCGGUCUCCACCGUAGCCACUGCCACCACCACGGUCUCCUCCAUAGCCCCCCCGGCUUCUGUCUCCUCCAUAGCCUCCUCGAUCUCCUCCAUAACCUCCUCGAUCUCCUCCGUAACCUCCUCGAUCUCCUCCAUAGCCUCCUCGGUCUCCACCAUAGCCUCCACCUCGGUCUCCUCCAUAGCCACCUCGAUCUCCUCCAUAGCCACCUCCUCGGUCUCCUCCAUAGCCGCCUCCUCUGUCCCCACCAUAGCCGCCGCCUCUGUCCCCACCAUAGCCACCCCCACUUCUGUCUCCACCAUAGCCGCCCCCACUUCUAUCUCCGCUGUAGCCACCACCGCUGCUUCUGUCUCCACCAUAGCCACCCCCACUUCUGUCUCCACCAUAGCCGCCUCGGUCUCCACCUCUGCCCCCACGACCUCUGUAGCCCCUCUCUCCACC